Molecule: messenger RNA, 559 nt
Organism: Solenopsis invicta (red fire ant)
Lineage: Eukaryota; Metazoa; Arthropoda; Insecta; Hymenoptera; Formicidae
Exons: 2
Coding region: 71-427 (118 amino acids)
Molecular function (GO): protein binding
Source: RefSeq, a predicted model, not a curated record
UUUUUCAGUCCUUCCCUUUUUAGAUUCUAACGAUAGGAAUGAUCUUCAACAAUUGAGAGAUAUUUGUAAGAUGUGUUUGGAGAAGCAGAAGGGUAUAAUGCAUAAAUUUAAUAUACAACAUAUCCAAACUCUCGAAAUACUUUAUAUCGCAACAUUCAACCUAGGAUAUUUGGAAGACGCAGAGAUUUAUGGCAAAGAACUUUUAUCAGGAUAUUUAUUGUAUUAUGGAGAAGUAGACUCUCACACAGGAAUGCUAUAUUUGACGAUGGGAAUUAUACAGUUGCUUUUAGGAAAAUUAAAAGAAGGACUUGAAGUAUUGAACAAAGCAAGCGCGAUAUUAAUGAUAAUAUGCGGUGAUGAGAAUUUUUUUUUGAAAGACGUAUUGAAACCACUACUUUCUAUAGCUACUAUGCAGGCAAGAUAUUAAUCAUAAAAGUAUUAUUUAGCACUAAGAUCCAUUGCAGAUAUUGUUUAUGGGACGUUAUAACAAAAAAAAUACAAUAAAAAAAUAUCAAAUGUGCAACUUGCUAGAAACAUUUUAAAUAAAAAAUCUGCAAAA